AUGUGCCACGGACACCCCGCCGGACACUCUUGCGGCCAUACUUCGCUGCACUGGCACUACUGCCCAGCAGCCAAGAUCGACCUCAACACCGGAUAUCAAGAGCAAUGCAGCAACACGACCAUGGCGAAAGAACAGCCCUCAAACGCCGGCUGCCCCUUGCAGAACUGUGACUUCAAGAACACCAACGGCAACUGGACAUGCUGCCAAUGCGGCUCCCCAAACACAACUGGGUGGUGUGGCGGCAUGCUGCCGAGCCCACGAUGGGAGAGGAAUGCCCUUACCAGCGAGUGGCAAUACAUCCAGACCUGUGAUCACAUGUGCUGCAGGAACUGUCCCAGAGAGGCACCCGCUCCUGGCUCUACUCCCGAGAGCUCCAGGAAGAAGAGAAAGGACUCCAGCAAGCGCGGUACCAGGGGCCCCAGAGAUGGUGUGUCCAUGACCGCCGAGGAAGCCGGACAGUCAACUUCUUACGACAUUGCGCUGGACUACAGCGGCAAAGAGAAGAAGCACAGCAAGGACAAGGAGUCGUCGUCAAAGUCGAGGUCCCGGAGGCAUUAG
Molecule: messenger RNA, 558 nt
Organism: Sordaria macrospora k-hell
Lineage: Eukaryota; Fungi; Ascomycota; Sordariomycetes; Sordariales; Sordariaceae
Source: RefSeq, a predicted model, not a curated record